Ostreobium quekettii is the source of this 921-nucleotide messenger RNA. NCBI's taxonomy places the organism in Eukaryota, Viridiplantae, Chlorophyta, Ulvophyceae, Bryopsidales, Ostreobiaceae. The record is from the annotation of a GenBank genome assembly.
AUGCUUGCCCCGCGGCCUGUAAAGGUCCCGUCGGCAUGGCCCGAGGUUGACAAGCAUGGCCCCAUCGAUCUUCGCACGGCCGAGGACCUCGUGGGCGUGGCCGGGUGCAGCCCCGGGGAGGCGAGCCUGAGCGUCAGGCGUCGCGAGGCCACGGGGUGCACCAUUCCGAUGCCUUGGACAGUGCAUAUAGAGGGAGGCCAGGAGGACGAGAUGGUUAAGCCGCUGGCGCCCUCGAGUUCUGUGGGCAGCGGCAUGUCUUCAAAAGACAAGGUGGACUCCGGGGUGGAAAUGUUGGUCCUCGUGCGAAAGAACAGGUCCAUUGGCCCCGUGGAGGCGGAUGUUUUGGACUCCGCCAAGCAAGCUGGGGGCCUGGCGACCAUCACGGAUGUGUCCGAAGAUGAAGGCAAGGCAGAGGAGCCCCCGGCCUUGGACAGUUUCUCAUUCGCCCCCUUUGAGCAGGAAUCGCCUAUAACAGAGUCGGCCUUCACCAACGGACCAAGCUUCCAGAUCUGCGCGGGAUCGCCCUUGGAAUCACCAUCUGAGAAGGACUGGAGGAUGGGAGGCGCCGCUGUCAGAGGUGCAUCCCACCAUGAUGGGCCAAUGGGACACGACCGCUGGCCGUCAAUUUGUUCGGUGGGCUCUGGCUGCUCGUGCCCUCUGUGCAAUAUGUCACGGGGCCUGGGCUCGCAUUCGAAGCUCCGCCUGAGCCAGACAGAAUUUCAGGAGUGUUCCCAAGCAGAAGACUUCUUGAACCAGUUUAGGAUGGAAGCCCCAAUAAAGAGAACACUCACAGAAACGGAGACGCAGUCAUCCACUGGCUCUCUUAACUUGAGAAGGGACAAAACUGUCAAAAUGAGGGGUUGUGUUGAUUUUGGUGCGCACUGCUUUCCAAGCAUGUCUGCAAGCAGCUGGUUGUCUUGA